Neomonachus schauinslandi (Hawaiian monk seal) is the source of this 3270-nucleotide messenger RNA. RefSeq names its product BCAR1 scaffold protein, Cas family member (gene BCAR1). Gene Ontology annotation, cellular component: plasma membrane; focal adhesion; cytoplasm. Gene Ontology annotation, biological process: cell surface receptor protein tyrosine kinase signaling pathway; cell migration. The record is from RefSeq and is a predicted model, not a curated record. NCBI's taxonomy places the organism in Eukaryota, Metazoa, Chordata, Mammalia, Carnivora, Phocidae. The coding region runs from base 218 to 2815 and encodes 865 amino acids. The transcript is spliced from 7 exons. Gene Ontology annotation, molecular function: protein binding.
GGGCCGCGGCGGCGGCUGCUGCGGCUGCGGCGGCGGGCGGAGCGAGGUGGGACCUUCUCUGGGCGGUGGUGGCGGCCGCAAGCGUGGUGGCUGAAGCGGUCGGACCCACACCGGGACCCGGGCGGCUGCGGCCUUCUCGGAGCCCCGAGAGCGCGCGGCGCGGGCAGCUGCUUGUGCGCCCCCGCGGGGAGGCGGGGCCCCAGGCCGGCCGGACACGAUGAACUACCUGAAUGUGCUGGCCAAAGCCCUCUAUGACAACGUGGCCGAGUCCCCGGAUGAGCUCUCCUUCCGCAAGGGCGACAUCAUGACCGUGCUGGAGCGGGACACACAGGGCCUAGAUGGCUGGUGGCUCUGCUCACUGCAUGGGCGCCAAGGCAUAGUGCCUGGAAAUCGCCUUAAGAUCCUGGUGGGCAUGCACGACAAGAAGCCAGCAGGACCCGGACCCGGCCCACCCGCCACCUCGGCCCAGCCCCAGCCUGGCCUCCACGCCCCGGCUGCCCAGUACACGCCCAUGCUUCCUGCCACAUACCAGCCCCAGCCCGAUAGCGUCUACCUGGUGCCCACCCCCAGCAAGACUCAGCAAGGCCUCUACCAAGCCCCUGGGCCCAGCCCACAGUUCCAGUCUCCCCCAGCGAAGCAGACAUCUACAUUCUCGAAGCAGAUGCCCCAUCACCCUUUUCCCAGCCCAGCCCCAGACCUUUACCAGGUGCCCCCAGGGCCUGGCAGCCCCGCCCAGGACAUUUACCAGGUGCCACCUGCUGCCGGGACAGGGCAUGACAUCUACCAGGUGCCCCCAUCUAUGGACGCACGCAGCUGGGAGGGGACGAAGCCACCAGCAAAGGUGGUGGUGCCCACCCGUGUGGGGCAGGGCUAUGUGUUUGAGGCCUCCCAGCCGGAGCAGGACGAGUACGACAUCCCCCGCCACCUGCUAGCCCCGGGGCCCCAGGACAUCUACGACGUGCCCCCAGUUCGGGCUCUGCUUCCCAGCCAGUACGGCCAAGAGGUCUAUGACACGCCACCCAUGGCUGUCAGGGGUCCUAGCGGCCGGGAUCCGUCCCUGGAUGUGUACGAUGUGCCCCCCAGCGUGGAGAAGGGCCUGCCAUUGUCCAGCCACCGUGCGGUGUAUGAUGUUCCUCCGUCAGUGAGCAAGGACGUGCCUGAUGGCCCACUGCUGCGUGAGGAGACCUAUGACGUGCCCCCCGCCUUUGCAAAGCCCAAGCCCUUUGACCCGACCCGCCACCCGCUGGUCCUUGCUGCGCCCCCUCCGGAUGCCCUGCCGGCCGAGGAUGUGUAUGACGUGCCUCCACCCGCUCCUGACCUCUAUGACGUGCCCCCCGGCUUGCGGCGGCCCGGCCCUGGCACCCUGUACGAUGUGCCCCGCGAGCGGCUGCUUCCUCCCGAGGCGGCCGAUGGCAGUGCGGCCGACAACAGCGUGUACGCAGUGCCACCGCCCGCCGAGCGGGAGGCCCCAAGCGAGGCCAAGCGGCUGUCGGCCUCCAGUACCGGGAGCACACGCAGCAGCCAGUCGGCCUCCUCGCUGGAGGCCGCUGGGCCGGGCCGCGAGCCCCUGGAGCUGGAGGUGGCCGUGGAGGCCCUGGCACGGCUGCAGCAGGGCGUCGGCGCCACCGUGGCCCAGCUCCUGGACCUGGCGGGCAGCGGCGGCGGGGGCUGGCGCAGCGCCGCCGAGCCUCAGGAGCCACUGGUGCGGGACCUGCGCGCCGCUGUGGCCGCCGUCCAGGGCGCCGUCCACGAGCUGCUGGAGUUUGCCCGCAGCGCCAUAGGCAACGCCGCCCACACCUCUGACCGCACUCUGCAUGCAAAGCUCAGCCGGCAGCUGCAGAAGAUGGAGGAUGUGUACCAGACACUGGGGGCCCAUGGUCAGGCCCUCGACGGUGGCCGGGGAGGCCCCGGGGCCACUCCCGAAGACCUAGACCGCCUGGUGGCCUGCUCACGGGCUGUGCCCGAGGACGCCAAGCAGCUGGCCUCCUUCUUGCAUGGCAAUGCCUCGCUGCUCUUCAGACGGACCAAGGCCCCCGUGCCGGGGCCGGAGGGGGGCGGCCCCCUGCACCCCAACCCCAUCGACAAGGCCAGCAGCAUCCAGUCCCGGCCCCUGCCCUCACCCCCUAAGUUCACCUCCCAGGACUCCCCGGACGGGCAGUAUGAGAACAGUGAGGGGGGCUGGAUGGAGGAUUACGACUACGUCCACCUACAGGGGAAGGAAGAGUUUGAGAAGACCCAGAAGGAGCUGCUGGAAAAGGGCAACAUCAUGCGGCAGGGGAAGGGCCAGCUCGAGCUGCAGCAGCUGAAGCAGUUCGAGCGACUGGAGCAGGAGGUGUCCCGGCCCAUAGACCACGACCUGGCCAACUGGGCGCCGGCGCGGCCACUGGCCCCGGGGCGGACGGGCAGCCUGGGGCCCUCGGACCGGGAGCUGCUGCUCUUCUACCUGGAGCAGUGCGAGGCCAACCUGACCACGCUGACCAACGCAGUGGACGCCUUCUUCAGCGCCGUGGCCACCAACCAGCCGCCCAAGAUCUUCGUGGCGCACAGCAAGUUCGUCAUCCUCAGCGCGCACAAGCUGGUGUUCAUCGGGGACACGCUGUCGAGGCAGGCCAAGGCGGCCGACGUGCGCAGCCAGGUGACCCACUACAGCAACCUGCUGUGUGACCUCCUGCGCGGCAUCGUGGCCACCACCAAGGCCGCUGCCCUGCAGUACCCGUCACCUGCCGCUGCCCAGGACAUGGUGGACAGGGUCAAGGAGCUGGGCCACAGCACCCAGCAGUUCCGCCGGGUCCUGGGCCAGCUGGCAGCUGCCUGAGAGCCGGUGACCACAGGGAUGGGGGUCAGGGGAGGAGGGCACCUGCCCCGAGAGAGUCGCCAUGCUGCAGGCGUGGGGAUAGGCGCCCCAGCUCUGUCCGGGCCUGGUGCCCCAGACUGCCCAGGGAUUUGUACAUAGUUAGGAUGGGGCAGGAUAUGCGACCACGCCUGCUCAGAGCCCAAGCAGAGCUGGGCCCCCGGGGAGCCAAGGCUGAGGAGUGGGCUGGUGGUCUUCCCUGCGUACACGGGGGGCUGGGGCCCAGAGAGCCCUGGGCCAUGACCCACAUGGCCUCAGAGGACCCCUUGAGCUGAUCCUAGCCCCACAGCGGUGCCAGGUCCCCCGUUCCCCCACAGCGCAAGCGCCACUGUACCAGGAGAAAAACUCUAGAACACUAUUUUUCAUUAUUGGUUUUCCAAUCAUUUGACUAAUAGUCUACAUUUAAAUAAAAUUUUAAA